AUGACCUCUCAAUGCCUGCCAUAUGAUGAGUAUGAGCUGUCAAGGACCAGUACGCACACCUCAGACAAUUAUGAACCCUCACUACCCCUGGACGACAACCAAGAUGAACACCAACUCCACCUCCUUUCCGAUCGACUCUUGUCAGACGGAUCCAAAUCUCUUUUCUCGACACGCUUUACCUCCCUGACCCCUACUUGGCUGCGCAAGAACUGUCGGCCCCGAAGAUCGAGAAGGCGAGUCCGACGGAUAUCACGUCUUUGCUCCUGUUCUUUAAGAUCAUUUUACCGAAAACUCGCUCUUAUACUAUACGCCUUUGUCGCGACCAUCCUCACCGUGGUAGUUGUCGGCGGAAUAUUUUUCCCCGGAUAUACUCACCCUCCCCCUCACUACGAAGCCCUCCGAAAAGCAGCAGAGGACUCUGACACUCCGGGACGUGCAAAUGUUCACCACGAGAAGGUCUACAUAGCAGCAAGUAUAUUUGACAAAGGUGGAAAGCUCGCAAGUGGGCCAUGGGCCGAGAAUGUACUUGGCCUGAUCGACUUGUUGGGCCCCGAGAAUGCCUUUUUGUCAAUCUAUGUCAAUGAUGCAGGACCGGAGGCCAAAGAAGCACUGGAAAUCCUCGAGGAGCGAGUCCCCUGUGAGCAUGCCCUGGUAUUUGAGGAGCACCUCGGCCUUGACCAGGUUCCGCACGUCACGUUACCUGAUGGGACUGACAGGGUAAAACGCAUCGACUACCUGGCUGAAGUUCGAAACAGGGCUUUGCGACCGCUUGACGAGCUGGUCACCAGAUUCGACAAACUCCUUUACCUAAAUGAUGUCGUGUUUCACCCGGUCGAGGCAGCGAACCUCUUAUUCUCGACACAUACCACGUCCAGUGGCCGGGCUGAUUACAGAGCUGCUUGUGCAGUAGACUUCAUCAACCCAUUCAAAUUCUACGACACCUUCGCGACCAGAGACAUGGAGGGAUAUCGCAUGGGAAUUCCAUUCUAUCCUUGGUUUUCAGCAGGGGGAUCUGAACAGACCCACCAAGAUGUACUGGAUGGAAUUGAUUCUGUGCGAGUCAGGAGCUGUUGGGGUGGUAUGGUUGCAUUCGAUGCGCAAUUCUUCCAGAACCCAUCUGAGGGCCGUUACGAAAAGAUUACUGCCGGAAACCAGAGUCCUAGCAACCUGUCGGCGCCAUACCAUUUCCGAGCCGAGCAAGAUCUAUUCUGGGACGCCUCAGAAUGUUGUCUGAUACAGGCAGACAUCCAGAAUCCUGAACCUGGAAAUUCAGAAAUCUAUAUGAAUCCCUUUAUCCGGGUUGCUUACGACACACGAACGCUGUCUUGGCUGGGAUUUACACGACGCUUUGAACGUCUGUAUACCCCAGUUCAUUUUCUGCUCGACAUCUUUGCAUCGGCUCCAAAGUACAACCCUAGAAGAGAUGAGGAGCCUUGGCGACAUGUGGAAGAGACUGUUUGGAUUCGGGAUGACGAGCUCAAGCUCGGCGGCUCCUUCCAGCGUGUCACAAGAAUUGCUUCUCAUGCGGGAUUUUGCGGUAUGAGGAAGUUAUCAGUCAUCAAAGAAAAUAUCACAGAAGGAGAGCGUAACUGGGAAACACUCCCCGUCCCUCCAUUAUGA
Molecule: messenger RNA, 1620 nt
Organism: Exophiala aquamarina CBS 119918
Lineage: Eukaryota; Fungi; Ascomycota; Eurotiomycetes; Chaetothyriales; Herpotrichiellaceae
Exons: 1
Coding region: 1-1620 (539 amino acids)
Source: RefSeq, a predicted model, not a curated record